UCCCCACCCCUGCCAAUCGUCCUCACUCCUGCUGGUGUGCUCCAAUUGCAGAUCAACUUUAUCUUUCUCUUCAACAUUGUCCGCAUCCUCAUGACCAAACUCCGGGCAUCCACCACGUCUGAGACUAUUCAGUACAGGAAGGCUGUGAAAGCCACUCUGGUGCUGCUGCCCCUCCUGGGCAUCACCUACAUGUUAUUCUUUGUCAACCCUGGAGAGGAUGAGGUCUCCAGGGUCGUCUUCAUCUACUUCAACUCUUUUCUGGAGUCCUUUCAGGGCUUCUUCGUGUCUGUGUUCUACUGUUUUCUGAACAGUGAGGUAAGGACCUAA
Molecule: messenger RNA, 327 nt
Organism: Cricetulus griseus (Chinese hamster)
Lineage: Eukaryota; Metazoa; Chordata; Mammalia; Rodentia; Cricetidae
Source: RefSeq, a predicted model, not a curated record